Molecule: messenger RNA, 2583 nt
Organism: Sungouiella intermedia
Lineage: Eukaryota; Fungi; Ascomycota; Pichiomycetes; Serinales; Metschnikowiaceae
Source: the annotation of a GenBank genome assembly
AUGAGCGCAAGCCCGAAUGAGGUCCAAGAGCUUUACAGAGCUCACAGUCCCAAAGAAGAAGAGCCCAAAACGGCCAAGAAUUUCAAAAGAACUUAUAUUGCCUGUCUUAAUUGCCGAAUUCGGAAAGUCAAAUGUGAUUUGGGGAACUUCAGUCAUCCUAAAAGCCGCUGCGCCCGCUGCGAGCGAGAACGUCGUGACUGUGUAUUUGUGGAGCUGAAAAAACGAAGUGUGCUGAAGGUUCGGGAGGAUAAGUCCAAGGCGUCAAACAAUCUUGAUCAUGAACGUCCUCGAAAGGAUGAUGAGCCUAAACAUUUCCUGAGCAUGGAAGGAGCCAUGGUGUUUCUAACCAAUGCAGCAGGCAAGAUUGCUGCAGUGGAUGAAAGAGACAAUAUCAAUGCACAGCUCAAACAUGAGCAACUCGAGAAAGCUCCUGGCUUCGUGAGAAAAGAAAGUUACUCCAAGAAUGAAGCAGGACCUCCAGCUCAGGACUCUGAGUUUCGACGCACGUCUAUGAACUCUUCAUACACUAGUUUGCUGAAUCUGGAUGCUCCAACACCACAUGAGGCCAAUCCGCCUCUCUCAAUGGUCUCCCUGAUACCUCCCUACAUCAACAAACCCAUCAAUAGAAACACACGGUUGGCCAUGCCUCCCGCAGAGAGUGCCUUCUCUGUGCGGCCAAGAGGCUCCAACGCCUUGGAUGAUAUCGAUUACAUCGGGGAAGACGGCAUUUUGACCCAGUCUGAGGCAGAAUAUUUGAUCAACAUGUUUUUUUCCACGAUGCAUCCGUUUUUCCCCCACAUCCCCAAGUUUUUGCACCUGCCCAAAGUGCUUUCCGGGUAUCCCAUCUUGCUUUGUGCUAUUCUCACCAUUUCGUCUCGAUGCCAUCCACUAGCGACCCGGAAUGCUGAAGGUGUAGCCAAGAACAUCGAGAUCCACGACCGCCUCUGGCUCUACGUUCAGCGAUUGAUUUCGCAGACAGUCUGGGCUGAGGCAUCUACACGGUCCAUUGGCACGGUGUUUGCGUUUUUGCUCUUCACAGAAUGGAAUCCAAGGGCCAUCCAUUGGAGAUGGUCUGACUACGCCAAUAAGGCAGACGAUGCCACGGAAACAAGAGCUCCAGACAGUACAGAAACCGGAUUUGGCAAUGCAUCUGGCGGCAUCUCAGGAAAUUUUGGAGAGCCCGCUGGUUUGGGUGCUAUGAGGAGAUCGUACAGAAUGGCAUGGAUGCUUAUAGGAUCCGCGGUGAGACUCGCUCAAGAUACUGGGUUCAUGGAGCUCAGCCUGAAAACCUUUUUGGCUACACAUACUGCGGAGAUCAACAGUGUGAUGAAUAUGAGUCGAAGAAGUAUGUUGGGCCAUUCCCUAGCAGAGGUGGACUUGGAUAACGUUGAUAUCUCCGAGGAGGAUAUGGAGCAACGUGAAGACAAUGAGUACCGUGUCCUCAACAUGCUGGAGGACGAACAGAAACGCAUCUAUGGCGAAUAUGAGCUCCAUUUCACGGAAGCUCAACGAGCACAGAUCGAGCUCCUCCAAAUCACCUCGUUGGGACACGAAUCACUUUAUGGAUACAAAGCUCAACUCGGAUCCCUAAGCCAGCGACAGAAUCUUUCGGUGCUCAACAUUAUGAGUCCAAUGAUCAAUAACUGGGGACGCAAGUAUAAGAAGUUUCUUGUUCCGUCUAAUGCAAAAAUCACCAGAAAGUAUACUCCGGAAGCACUCGAGGACCCCGAAUCUCCAAUAUCAACUCAGUUAGCUGCGCUCAUUCAGAACGAGUCAUUCAUUUUGGAAUUCAACUAUACCAAGUUGUACAUUUAUUCGUUGGCAUUGAGUCCAUCGCCAAAGUCUCGAAAAUCCUUCAAAGACGGCAAGGUGACUCUCAAAUUGGAUGAGAUCUCAAAAAGCGCAAAGUACAUUGAACAGGCUUUCAAUGCUGCCAACGAUAUUUUGUCAAUGGCACACAGAGUUCACAAAUUGCAAAUGUUAAGAUAUAUGCCUGUGAGAUGGGUGACUCGAAUAGUUAAAGCUGUGGCAUUUAUUGUGAAAUGUUAUUUAACAAUCACAGCACAUAAGUCGUCAGGAUUAAAGGCUCCAAGUCUGAGCGUGGAUAAUUUCGAUUCUACAGUCUUGUCUCUUUCGCUUAUUUCGGUAGAGGAGAUUGCACUGAGUAUUCAAAAGGCAGCCAUCACAUUGCGAGAUUGUUCUCCCGACGAACUCCACCUUUGUACCCGGUACUCCAAUGUUUUAAUGUACCUAUUUUCAGAAAUGAAGACCAAACUCAAGGGCAACGUCCAGAAUGAGCAGUCCAGUGUUGCGGACGAAUCCACCACACAAGAAGAUAAUACAAAUAGCCAGCAGUUCCAAAACGGCGACUUCACAAAGGGACCUGCCAUGGGAGGUUUCGAAGCGACACCAAUUGACCAGGCACCCUCCAACCCGCAAUUUAUGGGUGACAGUGAGGUUAUGGACUGGUUUGCGAAUAAUUCAAACAUAGGUCUUGACUUCGUCGGCCCAUGGACAGAAUUGAUCGAACAACAUCUUGAAUUCCAACUGUUUUCUUUUGAUGACGGCCUUUCAUUUAAGUGA